CUCAACUACCUAUUCUACUCUCUCUCUCUGUCUCUCUCUCUCUCUCUCUGGGAAUAACUAUUAACUACCUUUCAUUCUGUCUUCUUGGCUCUACCUUAAAUUUCCUCUCCACUUCUGUGAAGAUUUCAGCUAACUGUUUUCCAACUCACUAGCCAAGAACACAUUUUCUUUCCCCUUUGGUCUGUUUUCUUCUUCUAUUGUUAAAGAUUUUCAAUGGAAGCUGCUUGUGUAGAGGAUUGUUGUGUCAAAGUGGCAGUUCAUAUUAGGCCACUUAUUGGAGAUGAGAAGCUUCAAGGUUGCAAAGAUUGUGUCUUUAUAGUCCCUGGAAAGCCUCAGGUUCAAAUUGGUUCACACUCAUUUACUUUUGAUCAUGUUUAUGGGAGCAGUGGUUCACCCUCAGUUACAAUGUUUGAGGAGUGUGUGGCCCCUCUUGUUGACGGUCUAUUCCAAGGAUAUAAUGCCACUGUCCUUGCUUAUGGCCAGACAGGCUCUGGGAAAACAUACACCAUGGGUACUGGUUUCAAAGAUGGCGGCCAAACUGGACUCGUUUUGCAAGUUAUGAAUACUUUGUUUAACAAGAUUGAGACCUUGAAACAUCAGUCAGAAUUCCAGUUGCACGUAUCCUUCAUUGAGAUACAUAAAGAAGAAGUAAUAGAUUUGCUGGACCCUGAUUGUAUUAGCAAAUCAGAGACAACAAAUGGGCACACAGGGAAAGUAGCCAGCCCAAGGAAACCACCAAUACAGAUCCGUGAAACAUCAAAUGGUGUUAUUACAUUGGCAGGGUCAACUGAGCGUAGUGUAAAAACACUAAACGAAAUGGCUGAUUGCCUGGAGCAAGGAUCACUUAAUAGGGCCACCGGCAGUACAAACAUGAACAACCAGUCAAGUCGGUCUCAUGCCAUCUUCACCAUUACACUGGAGCAGAUGCGCAAGCUCAAUCCGACGGAUUCAAAUGAUGGCCAUAGCAGUGAGUGCAUGACUGAAGAAUAUCUUUGUGCCAAGUUGCAUUUGGUGGAUCUUGCUGGUUCAGAGCGAGCCAAAAGAACAGGAUCAGAUGGUCUCCGUUUUAAAGAAGGAGUUCACAUUAAUAAAGGCCUUCUUGCACUUGGAAAUGUUAUUAGUGCACUAGGCGAUGAGAAAAAGCAGAGAGAAGGUACUCAUGUUCCAUAUCGAGAUAGUAAACUCACUCGGCUCCUGCAGGAUUCACUUGGCGGUAACAGUCGUACUUUCAUGAUAGCAUGCAUUAGUCCUGCUGAUAUAAAUGCUGAAGAAACUCUGAACACUCUUAAAUAUGCAAAUCGUGCUCGGAAUAUUCAGAACAAGCCAGUAAUUAAUAGAGAUCCAAUGUCUAAUGAGAUGCUGAAGAUGCGCCAACAACUAGAGUAUUUGCAGGCAGAACUCCGUGCCCGUAGUGGAGGUGGUUUUUCUGAUGAAAUACAGGUGCUUAAGGAUAAGAUUGCAUGGCUUGAAGCUAAUAAUGAAGAGCUAAGUAGACAACUAAAUGAGUACCGCAGAAGAGGCUCUAGCACUGAGAAAUAUGAAACAGAAGUUAAAGUAUAUGUUAACUUCCCUACAUUAAUGAAGUCCAGUUUAUCUGAGAUGAAACUUUAUGGAGGCUUUGACACCAUGGCUCUGAAGCAGCACUUUGGUAAGAAGAUUAUUGAACUUGAAGAGGAGAAAAGAGCUGUGCAGCAAGAAAGAGAUCGAUUAUUAGCUGAGGUUGAAAACUGUGCUGCUAAUUCUGAUGGACUGUCCCGGAAAUUGCAAGAUAUGCAUUCCCAAAAGCUAAAAUCACUUGAAGCACAGAUACAAGAUCUUAAGAAGAAGCAAGAGAACCAAGUUCAGCUUUUAAAGCAAAAACAGGAGAGUGAUGAAGCAGCAAAGCACUUGGAAGAUGAAAUACAAUCAAUCAAGGCGCAGAAGGCACAACUGCAGCAAAAAAUUAAACAAGAGGCUGAACAAUUUCGUCUAUGGAAGGCAUCUUGGGAAAAAGAAUUGGUGCAGUUAAGGAAGGAGGGGAGGAGGAAUGAGUAUGAAAGACAUAAAUUGGUUGCUCUGAAUCAGCGCCAAAAGAUGGUUCUCCAACGAAAGACAGAGGAGGCUGCAACGGCAACCAAGAGAUUGAAGGAGUUGCUAGAAGCACGUAAAUCUUCAGCUCGUGAAAACUCAGCGACUGGCAAAGGAAAUGGAACAAAUGGACAGAGUUAUGAGAAAUCAUUGCAACGUUGGCUUGAUCACGAGCUUGAGAUUAUGGUGAAUGUUCACGAGGUUCGGCAUGAGUAUGAAAAGCAAAGUCAAGUACGAGCUGCGUUGGAAGAAGAGCUAGCUGUUUUGAGACAAGUUAAUGAAUUUGCUUCAAAAGGACUGAUCUCUCCUAAGGGAAAAAAGGGUCUUUCUAGGGCAUUGUCAAUGUCACCAAAUGCAAGAAUGGCAAGAAUUGCUUCUCUUGGGAAUAUGCUUAGCAUUUCAUCCAAAUCUCUAGUUGCCAUGGAUUCACAACUUUCGGAAGCAGAAGAACGAGAUCGUGCCUUCAGCAACCGGGGAUGUUGGAACCAGCUACGUUCCAUGGGGGAUGCGAAAAAUUUACUCCAAUAUAUGUUCAGUUCUCUUGCGGAUGCAAGGUGCCAACAUUGGGAAAAGGAGCUUGAGAUCAAGGAAAUGAAAGAACAAAUGAGAGAACUAAUAGGUGUACUGCGACAGAGUGAAAUUAGGAGAAAGGAAGUCGAAAAGGAUCUGAAAGUGAGAGAGAAACCCGUUACAAUAUCAUUAGCUUCAUCAGCUUCGGCUUAUCCCGACAAACACUUUGUGGAUGACACAAGUGGUCCCUUGUCUCCAGUCCCUGUUCGGGCACAAAAGCAGCUCAAAUAUUCGGCUGGAAUUGCUAGUGCUUCGUUCAGAGAGGCAGCAACCUCUAUCGAUCAAACACGAAAGAUGGAGCAACUCGGCCAGUUGUCAAUGAAAAAACCGAAAGCUGCAGGACAAGGUGGGAAGCUAUGGAGAUGCAAGAGAAGUCAUCAUCAAUGGCUAUUACAGUUCAAAUGGAAGUGGCAAAAACCCUGGAGACUUUCGGAAUGGAUUAGGCACGACAAUGAAACAAUGAUGAGGGCACGUCAUCGUAAGCGGGCUCUGCCAAGUCACUAACUUCGGUGUGCAAACUAUAUAUUCCGCUUUGAUCUCUCUCGAUCCCCAACACAUCGUACAGAAAGGGAAUGGAAAUAAGUGCAGGGUGCAGUUCAAGUGGCAGUAGGGAGCAUUUUGUUUUAGAUAUUACAUGAUGUGGAUUUUCCGAGGACUUAUAUCUGAUCUUGAAUUUUAAAGAUCGGUCAUUAUUCAUCAGCUGUAUGUUGUGAAUACAUGUUGAGGCUACAUACACGCGCGUGAGUGAUCACAAAACAAUAUUUAGAAGGUGGAUAUGAGUAAGUUGCUGGCAGAAUUUCAGUUACACAACAUAUCGCCAGUCUGUGUAUACUUUUUGGCAAAUACGUUCAUCUUGAAAGAUAUUGAUCUUGAGGAGCAUGUGCAGAUAUCCUUUUGAGUUUUUGUAUCAUUUAUGGCAAAUUUAUGUAAAUGUGGUAUAUCUUAUGUAGUACAAUGUUGAUUUUGUUUACAGUUCUUAACAUAGAGAGAAUUCUUUAAAGCAGAAAACUUAGUUUCUUAUGGUCCACUUUUUCAUUUUACCCUUAGGUGUUGUAGGUAAUAGCAUUUGGUAUGAUGAACAGCUGGUUCAAGAAUACUUACUGUUUUAGGAGAGUGAAUUUGUUCUA
Nicotiana attenuata is the source of this 3764-nucleotide messenger RNA. Its product is annotated as kinesin-like protein KIN-4A. Bases 214 to 3141 code for a protein of 975 amino acids. The record is from RefSeq and is a predicted model, not a curated record. Gene Ontology annotation, biological process: mitotic spindle organization; microtubule-based movement. NCBI's taxonomy places the organism in Eukaryota, Viridiplantae, Streptophyta, Magnoliopsida, Solanales, Solanaceae. Gene Ontology annotation, molecular function: microtubule binding; ATP binding; microtubule motor activity. The transcript has 24 exons.